Molecule: messenger RNA, 1080 nt
Organism: Diutina rugosa
Lineage: Eukaryota; Fungi; Ascomycota; Pichiomycetes; Serinales; Debaryomycetaceae
Gene: RCL1
Product: rRNA-processing endoribonuclease
Exons: 1
Coding region: 1-1080 (359 amino acids)
Biological process (GO): endonucleolytic cleavage of tricistronic rRNA transcript (SSU-rRNA, 5.8S rRNA, LSU-rRNA); ribosome biogenesis
Cellular component (GO): nucleolus
Molecular function (GO): RNA endonuclease activity
Source: RefSeq, a predicted model, not a curated record
AUGGAAGCAGCAGUGUUUCAAGGGCACCACAACUUUCGAGAACGGGUGGUGAUGGCCACCCUUCACGGUCGUCCCAUCAAAAUCACCAAGAUCCGGUCCACCGACCUUAACCCGGGGCUUCGCGACCACGAAGUUUCGUUCCUUCGAUUGAUUGAAGCCGUCACCAAUGGGCUGAAGAUCGAGAUUUCCUAUACCGGUACUACCGUCAUCUACCAUCCGGGGAUCAUCGUUGGCGGUCAGCUAAAACACCAGUGUCCUAGUGGCACCACCGUCGGCUACUACGUCGAAGGGAUGCUCUAUUUGGCCCCCUUCUCUAAAAAUAAGUUCAGCAUUGUCUUUACGGGGAUCUCCAACUCGAGUCUGGGUCCCGGCAUUGAUGCCAUUAAGUGGGGGAUGCUCCCGAUGAUGGAAAAGUUUGGCGUCCGAGACAUCGCCAUCCACAUCCUUAAACGCGGGCUGGCGCCGCAGGGAGGAGCUGAGGUUCAUUUGGUGUGCAAUACCUUGCUUAAAUUACCGUUGACAUUACACAUAACUGAGCCGCCGAAGUUUUCCGCCAUCAGAGGGGUGGCGUACUCGACGAGAGUGCUGCCGCUGAUGGUCAACCGGAUGAUCGACGCCGCCAGAAACGUGUUGCGGCCAACUGGGGUUGACGUGAACAUCACUGCCGAUGUGUGGCGAGGGGAACAUGCCGGUUUGCUGCCGGGGUGGGGGAUGACGUUGGUGGCUGAGCUGAAGAAAGGAUGGCGGCUCACGCUGGAAAACGUGGGUACCGCGGGGCUGUUACCCGAGGAUUUAGGCGAGAAGCUGGCGUUAGAAUUGUUGUAUCGCCUUCAACAUAACGCCGUGGUGGCGGGGGACCAGGUGCCGUUGACAUUCAUCUUCAUGUGUCUCGGGUCCGCCGACAUCGGGCGGCUCGUGUUGCACCGUGACCAAAUCGACGAACGGCUAGUACUUCUUUUACGCGACAUUAAGGAAGUGUUCGAUAUCGAGGUCGUGUUUAAGGAUGAAGGGGAAACAAUGAUGGCGAUGGUUAAAGGUCGGGGUGACACCAGUGCGGCUAAAAAGAUCCAAGGGUUCUAG